AUGGAGGCCCCUAUUGUUCACUAUAACCGUGCUGAAUAUAUCGAGACCGAUACAGGAAACAAAGUCAGUAGAAAAUCAGUCAUUUGUGGUAGUCAGAACAUCAUCCUUGGAGGAAAAACUAUCAUCCAAACAGAUUGUGUGAUUCGCGGUGAUCUUCGUCGCACGGGAGGUGGGCAUGCGGUAGUUAUAGCUAUUGGUAGAUAUUGCUUGCUAUCUCAAAGUUCGGUUAUACGGCCACCUUACAAGACAUACAAAGGCAUCUUUAGUUACUAUCCAAUGAAGAUUGGAGACCAUGUCACUAUAGGCGAGGGCAGUAUUGUGGAGGCAGCCACCAUUGGAUCGCAUGUCAACAUUGGAAAGAAUUGCAUCAUUGGACGAUUUGCCAUCAUUAAGGAUUGCUGUUCCAUUACAGACAAUACGAUUAUACCACCAAACACAGUUGUGCCAUCAUUCAGUGUCUAUUCUGGAUCACCAGGAAAAUAUCAGGAUGAGCUGCCUGAAUGCACACAGGAGUUGUACGAGAACAAGACAAAAGACUAUUACGCUAAAUUCAUACCUAAAGAUUAA
Messenger RNA from Mucor velutinosus, 567 nucleotides. RefSeq lists its product as uncharacterized. The record is from RefSeq and is a predicted model, not a curated record. NCBI's taxonomy places the organism in Eukaryota, Fungi, Mucoromycota, Mucoromycetes, Mucorales, Mucoraceae. Bases 1 to 567 code for a protein of 188 amino acids. The transcript is spliced from 4 exons. Gene Ontology annotation, cellular component: dynactin complex.